This is a messenger RNA of Gaeumannomyces tritici R3-111a-1, 2160 nucleotides long. Its product is annotated as ATP synthase subunit alpha. The transcript has 7 exons. NCBI's taxonomy places the organism in Eukaryota, Fungi, Ascomycota, Sordariomycetes, Magnaporthales, Magnaporthaceae. Gene Ontology annotation, molecular function: ATP binding; ADP binding; proton-transporting ATP synthase activity, rotational mechanism. Gene Ontology annotation, biological process: proton motive force-driven ATP synthesis; proton transmembrane transport. The record is from RefSeq and is a predicted model, not a curated record. Bases 263 to 1927 code for a protein of 554 amino acids.
GCGUUGCACUGAGUUGGCCUCUGUCAACCUCCGAGAAUUCCCUGCUUCCCAUCUUCCGAUUGGCCUGCUCGAGCGAACAGACCCCACCCGCAGCCCAGUCUGCUCUCGUUUUUGGGGCUAGGUUCCCAGACUCCUCUCUGAAAACCUCGCAUUCCAAUUGUCUCAAAAACCUCCUUCGAACCAUCUCCGCUCCAAACUGCGAUUGCAAGGCGGUUGCAAUUGCUUUCCUUGCGUUCCGCAACCUCCCAGAUACCACUUAAUAAUGUUCCGGAACGCCCUCCGCCAGUCCAGCCGCGCUGUCGGCGCCGUGUCGGCCUCGAGCCGCAUCACCGCCCGCAACGCCGCGCCCGCCUUCAAAGCCGCCUCGAUCCAGGCCCGCACCUACGCCGAUGCGAAGGCUUCGCCGACUGAGGUCUCUUCCAUCCUCGAGCAGAGGAUCCGCGGUGUCCAGGACGAGAACAACCUCGCCGAGACUGGCCGCGUUCUGUCCGUCGGUGAUGGUAUCGCCCGUGUGCACGGCAUGGCCAACGUCCAGGCCGAGGAGCUAGUCGAGUUCGCUUCCGGUGUCAAGGGAAUGUGCAUGAACCUCGAGGCCGGCCAGGUCGGUGUCGUGCUGUUCGGCUCUGACCGUCUGGUCAGGGAGGGCGAGGUCGUCAAGCGUACCGGAGAGAUUGUCGAUAUCCCUGUCGGCCCCGAGAUGCUGGGUCGUGUCGUUGACGCCCUCGGCAACCCCAUCGAUGGCAAGGGUCCCAUCGGUUGCAAGGAGAAGCGCCGUGCCCAGCUCAAGGCCCCCGGCAUUCUGCCCCGCCAGUCUGUCAACCAGCCCGUCCAGACCGGCCUGAAGUCCGUCGACGCCAUGGUGCCCAUCGGCCGUGGUCAGCGUGAGCUGAUCAUUGGUGACCGUCAGACCGGCAAGACUGCCGUCGCUCUGGACGCCAUCCUCAACCAGAAGCGCUGGAACAACAGCACCGACGAGACCAAGAAGCUUUACUGCGUCUACGUCGCCAUCGGCCAGAAGCGUUCGACUGUUGCCCAGCUCGUCAAGACCCUGGAGGAGAACGACGCGCUGAAGUACAGCAUUAUUGUCGCCGCCACCGCCUCCGAGGCCGCCCCCAUGCAGUACCUGGCUCCUUUCACCGGCACCGCCAUCAGCGAGUACUUCCGUGACAACGGAAAGCACGCUCUGGUCGUCUACGACGAUCUGACUAAGCAGGCCAUCGCCUACCGUCAGAUGUCGCUGCUGCUGCGUCGCCCCCCCGGACGUGAGGCCUACCCCGGUGACGUCUUCUACCUGCACUCGCGUCUGCUCGAGCGUUCGGCCAAGAUGAACAACAAGACCCACGGUGGUGGCUCCCUGACUGCUCUGCCCAUCAUUGAGACCCAGGGUGGUGAUGUGUCCGCCUACAUUCCCACCAACGUCAUUUCCAUCACCGACGGUCAGAUCUUCUUGGAGGCUGAGCUUUUCUACAAGGGUAUCCGCCCCGCCAUCAACGUCGGUCUGUCCGUGUCUCGUGUCGGCUCCGCUGCCCAGCUCAAGGCCAUGAAGCAGGUGGCUGGUUCCCUGAAGCUCUUCCUGGCCCAGUACCGUGAGGUCGCCGCCUUCGCCCAGUUCGGUUCCGACCUGGAUGCCGCUACCAAGCAAACCCUGAACCGCGGUGAGCGGUUGACCGAGCUUCUCAAGCAGCGCCAGUACAGCCCCAUGGCUGUCAACGAGAUGGUCCCGCUCAUCUUCGCCGGUGUCAGGGGUCUCCUGGACUCGGUCCCCGUGCCCAGGAUUCAGGAGUGGGAGGCCGACUUCCUCGCCUACCUGAAGACCAACGAGUCCGACCUGCUUGCCACCAUCGACAAGGAGGGCGCUCUGAGCAAGGAACUGGAGGCCAGGCUCCAGGACGCCAUCACCACUUUCACCAAGAGCUUCCUUGGUUAAAUCUCCUGAGGGCGCUUUUGUGUCACGUUAAAAGCAUUACUGGGAGGUGGUGGGAGAUGCGGGCGGCGGAUGUCUAUACCUGAUGGCUGUGUCUCGUUUACUAGAGAGACGGUUUCUUCUCGCUGGGUGCAGUGGGAACCUGCGGGAUGCAGGGAGGGACUCGAUUCUCCAGUCCGCGGUAUUGUAAAAUAGAGUCGAACUCAAUCAAGCACUCGAAUUCCUUUUGUCUUAUA